GCGGCCCGGCGGUGCCGGCUGCGCAGGCCGGGCUGGACGGGCGCCUGGCCCUUUAAGGGCCGCCCCCGAGGAGGUGCCAGGCCGGGUGGCUCUGGUCUCUCCUUCCUGGUCCUGCUGGGCAGGGACUGUCCGUGUGGCCGUGGGCGGGCUCCGUGCCCGGUGCCGGCCCAGUGCCCCCGCCUGACCCCAUGGCGCUGGUCACAGUGAGCCGCUCGCCCCCGGCCAGCGGCCACUCCACGCCGGUGGGGCCCUCGGACCAGGCCUCCAGGCGGCGGAGCCGGCUCCAGCGAAGGCAGAGCUUUGCAGUGCUCCAUGGGGCCGUCCUGGGACUGCAGGACGGAGGGGACGGUGGAGAUGCAGCUGAGCCCGGCCCUCGGCCGGCGGAGGAAGCCUCGGGCGAAGAGCAGCUCCACGGGGACCAGACGGAUGAUGGGCAUGGGCCCCAGAGUCCCCAGAAGCAGGAGCAGAGUCAGCACCUCCUCCUCAUGGUGGAGCUGCUGAGGCCGCAGGACGACAUUCGCCUGGCAGCCCAGCUGGAGGCAGCGCGACCCCCUCGGCUCCGCUACCUGCUGGUAGUUUCCACAAGAGACCCCGCGAGCCAGGAUGAGACAGUCCUCCUGGGAGUGGACUUCCCCGAGAGCAGCUCCUACAGCUGCACCCUGGGCCUGGUCCUGCCUCUCUGGAGUGACACCCAGGUGUACCUAGAUGGAGAUGGGGGCUUCAGUGUGACGUCCGGUGGGCAGAGUCGAAUCUUCAAGCCGAUCUCCAUCCAGACCAUGUGGGCCACACUCCAGGUAUUGCACCAGGCAUGUGAGGCGGCUCUGGGCAGUGGUCUUGUGCCAGGGGGAAGUGCCCUCACCUGGGCCAGCCACUACCAGGACAGACUGAGCUCGGACCAGAGCUGCCUCAACGAGUGGAUGGCCAUGGCGGACCUGGAGUCUCUGCGGCCUCCCAGUGCGGAGCCUGGCCGGCCCUUGGAACAGGAGCAGAUGGAGCAGGCAAUCCGGGCCGAGCUAUGGAAGGUGUUGGACACCAGUGACCUGGACAGCAUCACCUCCAAAGAGAUCCGCCAGGCCCUGGAGCUGCGCCUGGGCCACCCGCUGCAGCAGCACCGCGACUUCAUCGAUAACCAGAUGCUGCUGCUCAUGGCGCAGCGGGACCGGGCCUCCCGCAUCUUCCCCCACCUCUACCUGGGCUCCGAGUGGAAUGCAGCGAACCUGGAAGAGCUGCAGAGAAACAGGGUCAGUCACAUCCUGAACAUGGCCCGGGAGAUCGACAACUUCUACCCCGAGCGCUUCACCUACCACAAUGUGCGCCUCUGGGACGAAGAGUCCGCCCAGCUGCUGCCUCACUGGAAGGAGACACACCGCUUUGUGGAGGCCGCAAGAGCGCAGGGCACCCGAGUGCUGGUCCACUGCAAGAUGGGUGUCAGCCGCUCGGCGGCCACGGUGGUAGCUUAUGCCAUGAAGCAGUACGGCUGGAGCCUGGAGCAGGCUCUGCGCCACGUGCAGGAGCUCCGGCCCAUCGCCCGCCCCAACCCAGGCUUCCUGCGCCAGCUGCAGACCUACCAGGGCAUCCUGACUGCCAGCCGGCAGAGCCAUGUCUGGGAGCAGAAAGUGGGUGGGGUCUCCCCAGAGGAGUCCCUGGCCCCUGAGGUCUCUACACCCUUCCCACUGUUCCCGCCAGAACCAGGGGGCAGUGGGGAGGCGAUGGCCAUGGGGUUGGAGGAAAGCCAGGCAUCGCCAAGAGAAGAGCCUGGACCAAGGCCCCGCAUCAACCUCCGCGGGGUCAUGAGGUCCAUCAGCCUCCUGGAGCCCCCCUCAGAGCUGGAAAGCGCCUCAGGGGCUGAUGACCUGCCAGAGGUUUUCUCUUCAUGUGAAUCCUCAGAUGAAGACCCUCCACAGCCCUUUCUUCAGGUCUCAAAGGCCAAGGGAGGCAGGCGGGUCUGCAAGGGGCCUUGGCCUGCCCUGAAGUCCCGCCAGUCUGUGGUUGCUCUCAACAGCGCCGCCCUAGUGGCCACCCGGACCCGGGCCUUCCAGGAGCAGGAGCAAAAGCAGGAGCAGGAGCAGAGGGAGGCUGGCUAUUCCUCCACUCCCAGGCUCAGGAAGGUGGUGAGGCAGGCCAGCGUGGAUGGCAGUGGGGAGGAGGGCGAGGCCUGAGCCCUCACACAUGCCUGUGCCCCUUAGACACUAAUAGAGGUGCCUGCAUACAGCUCCUGGGAUGAGCACUCCUCACUCCCGUCAGCUUGUCUGCGCUCCUCUCAGCUCCUCCCCAGGAGGUUCCAGGCCCCCUUCACUACAGCCUCAGCUUCUACAGCCUUAAAUCUCAGACCCAUGUCCACCUGUCCAAGGGCUCAAGACUUUCUCUGCAAUUGGGGAUACAGGAGAGAGAAUGACGGUGCUUUGGGGGGCAUUGUCAACCGCUGCCCGAAACACUUGCAGCCAUGGGAUAAAACAGUUCCCCAGUGCUCCCUCAUGCUCCCUCCCUCACCCACUCCUGUCUGCCUCGUCUCUGCCCCCUUCUUUCCUGGGGCCCUCUAGGCCGGAGAACCAGUGGCCUCCAAAAGUCUAGGGCAGCGGUUCUCAACCUGUGGGUCGAGACCCCUUUGGCGGUUGAACGACCCUUUCACGGGGGUCGCCUAAGACCAUCCUGCAUAUCAGAUAUUUACAUGACGAUUCAUAACAGUAGCAACAUUACCGUGAUGAAGUAGCAACGAGAAUAAUUUUAUGGUUGGGUCACAACAUGAGGAACUGUAUUUAAAGGGCCAGAAGGUUGAGAGCCGCUGGUCUAGAGUAACCUCAGUCCUCAGUCCCCAGUCCUGGGAAGCUCUGAGGAGCAGAGAGCUGGGCCCUCUGAUGGGGCUGGCAGGCUGGCCUCCCUCACUCAGCCUACAGCCCCUCCCAACCCCUCCCCCCAACACCCACCUCCCUCCCGUGGCCACUUUUUGUCCUUCACAGCCUCUGGCCAGUUUUUCAUAGUCUUGAUAGUAUCUGACUUUGUACUUAGAAAUAAAAAAAAACAUUUCAUAUUAUUUUUGAUUUUAUGAUGAA
Molecule: messenger RNA, 3050 nt
Organism: Myotis daubentonii (Daubenton's bat)
Lineage: Eukaryota; Metazoa; Chordata; Mammalia; Chiroptera; Vespertilionidae
Gene: SSH3
Product: slingshot protein phosphatase 3
Biological process (GO): protein dephosphorylation; negative regulation of actin filament polymerization
Molecular function (GO): phosphatase activity; actin binding
Source: RefSeq, a predicted model, not a curated record